Messenger RNA from Puntigrus tetrazona (Sumatra barb), 2904 nucleotides. Its product is annotated as inactive serine/threonine-protein kinase TEX14-like. NCBI's taxonomy places the organism in Eukaryota, Metazoa, Chordata, Actinopteri, Cypriniformes, Cyprinidae. Gene Ontology annotation, biological process: male meiotic nuclear division; mitotic spindle assembly checkpoint signaling; mitotic sister chromatid separation. Gene Ontology annotation, cellular component: midbody; kinetochore; intercellular bridge. The record is from RefSeq and is a predicted model, not a curated record. The transcript has 14 exons. Bases 198 to 2510 code for a protein of 770 amino acids. Gene Ontology annotation, molecular function: protein kinase activity; ATP binding; protein binding.
CGGAUUUAUGAGACAGGGAAGAUAAAAAAGCAUACUAUCUAAGAACUUAUUUGAAUAGCAGUCUUUGUUAUAUGAGAAAACUCAUUUCAAUCGCAGUUUUAAUUAUUGAAGGUCAUCUGAACUCCACCUGAACGGUUUUCAGGUAAGGAAGAAACCUCUGGCUGCUUUUCUAAUUCGAUCCUUGGGACAUCUGCAUAAUGACAGGGGUUCAGCCAAUGCCCUGUCCGGUGCUCCUCGGCACUGUGAAAGCUGGAGGUUUAUCAGCUCUUCUGCACAAAUACACAAUUGAGAAAAAAGUAGCUAAAAUGGAGAAGGUGCUUAAAAAAGGUGUGGGUGUUGACAGCAUAAACCACCUUGGACAGACACCACUUUUUUGUGCGUCUCUCCUUGGCUUUGCCAGUGUAGCAGAGAAGCUUCUACAGUAUGGGGCUAACCCGAAUCACCGUUGUAAUGAUGGAAGUACCCCCAUUCAUGCUGCAGUUUUCUCUUGUAAUCCCUGGCUGCUGAGUUCACUGCUGGAUGCUGGCGGUGACCUGCGUCUCCAUGAUGAUCAGGGCCGAAUGCCGAAGCACUGGGCCAAGGCAGGUGCUCAGGAGGACAGUCCGAAGAUGCUUGCUUUUCUGAAGAGAUGCGAGUCUCAAAUGCAGAGCUUGCUGCAAACUCAUCCGUCUAGGGAUGCGCAUACCACCCCGACCUCCUCAAAGACACUGCUCAGCUCUCCAUCCCUUAAACAUUUGCGACCUUGGGCAUCGGGUCUCACUCAUGAAAAUAAAAUGUCUGUCUGUGAUAUGAUGAUGCGGUGUUUUGGCUACGGAAAGUUAUUCCCUGAGAAGCCAGGGUUUAGUCUGGGACUGGCUGCUUCUGUGCCCUUGAUAAGUGACAGUGAUUUAGCUCAAGCUAACGAUGAGCCUCUCAAUUCCUUUAUAUGUGGAUCUUUCAUACGUAUGACCAAUUACAGUUGGAAAGGAUGUCGUGUCACUGUUAAAGAGCUGCAAGAUCAGAUUUUGCAACAAUAUGAAGAACGUGAUGGUCUCCUGGAUCUGCUAGUUUCUGAGCAGGAGUAUUGCUGUCAGCUGUCUCACCCGCACCUGCUGCUGCUGAUGGCUGUGAGUAUGUCCGUUGACCUGGACAGCACAAAGCUGGUUUACGAGAGGGUAAAUGUAGGGUCCCUGUACAGUCUGCUGCACCAAAGGCGUGAUGACUUUCCUCUCCUACAGCUGGGUGACCUGUUAUCAGUGGUGCUACAGGUGUGUGAGGUGUUAAUGUACCUGCAUUGCCGAUCUCUGGUGCUCCGGGCCCUUUCCUCACACACUGUACUCAUUGUGCACCCUGGAGUUUCCAAAGUUACGGGCCUCGGGUUUAUUGUUCCCAGUGAGGGAACGACCACCUACACCCCAACUCCUGUUCCUUUACCUCUCAGCCUUAUCAACUGGGCAGCUCCAGAAGUGAUUAGAUGUAGAGCAUGUACAGGAAAAGCUGAUCUGUAUAGUGUGUGCACCCUUAUACAGGAGAUCUAUACAGAUGCUUUGCCGUGGGGCUCCACAGACCCACACUGGAUAAAACGGUCGGUAGAAGCCGGUCAGGCUCUGAUAGCAAACCCUGCCGUGCCUGAGCCUUAUUACCAGUUCCUGCAGGAGGGCCUCCAGCACAGAGCUCAGCACAGGACCAGCAACCUGCACGAUUUGUGCUAUAAUCUACGCUGUUAUAUAAGGGAGAUAAGAAGCAAGAAUACGAAAAGUGGAUGGAACUCACAGUCUGCUCCUCAGAGCAUUCUUGGAUGGAACACUGAUGUUAAUCAGGCGAGAGAGCAAGACAAAUCUGUAUAUCAGCACUGCAGGGCUGCAGUACACAAUGAAAUCCAGGAACAUCACGUAGAAGAAAUCUACAAAGAAGAGGUGUCCACCACAGACACUGAUGACCUCCACUGGGAUAUUUCGCACAGUGACGUCACUGCUUUGCAUGAAUGGCCAACCACCCAUCAUACUCCAUUUUCUGAAUCACCUUGUUCUAACUAUAGCGAUACAGACAAGGAUCUGGCAAUUAGUCACUCUAUCUCAAAGCAUACUAGCUCAAUUGUUCUCAACCUUAAAGUGUCUCAGGUUCUUCUACAGCAGGCUGAGCAGAGUCUAGAUAACGUAGAGGCGGCCCAAUUGGGCACCCCAUGCUUUGAUGAGAUGGAUGCUGUGAUGAAGAGGGUGAAGAUGGAAAAAGAGUGCAAUGAUGGUGCUGGGAAGGCUGUGGGACCACCGUUUAAAAAUUAUAUUCCCAACUGGACCGUUAAUGCAGACGAGGAGGUCAGUCAGUACAGCUCAGCUCAAGAUGAGAGCUUUGAUAGCACAUCCCUUCCUAGCAAUGCAGAGGUAUGUGUCACGAUUGAUCAGUUUAAUGUGGCCUUGCUGAAUAAAAGUAUUCAUUUCUUGAAGAAAGAAAGAAAAAUAAACCAAAUGAGCAAAGCAUUCCAGCAGAGAUCACCUAUUACCAAAGUAAAGCUUAACGAUGGAAAAGAUUAAAAGAAAAAAAUAUGAGGAAAAAAGCUGUAAUUACAGGAGGAGAACAGGGACUUGAAGAGAGUUAAAACAACAAAAAAUGGACAGCAACAGACAGGACAUCAAAGGUCUGAGAGGUACAAGAGUAUAAGAGCAUUAGCAGGAAAAUACUGAUCGAAGUCAAAAGGAGAAUAAUAGAUGGAUGGCAACAGCAGAAAGGAUCUAUAUAAUCAAACAGGCAAAAACAUGACAAAAAAAAUAAGCAAAUGCAUCUUUUUGUUUUAGGUUACAUGUGCAACUUGGGUUGUCGGAGACUCAAAAAGAUAGCACACACCAAUCUCUUGAACAGCACUACCACUCAAAACCCUUAUGGACCAGUGAGAGACAAACGACACACCAUUCAUUAUCUUCAUGUGCU